AUACCAAGAUACUAUACCGUCUCUUCACCGUGUGUUUUCGUCGUGUUAAAUUAUUUCCACACAUUUCUGUUAGGUUUUUAUUCAAUUUUAUUCUUUCUAGUUUGUUAAUCCGGCCAAAAUGGCUCCAAAGCACGGUUUAUUUAAUAAGCGCAUUUACAUUGAUGCUAAAGAUCAUUUGCUUGGAAAAUUGGCUUCAUACGUUGCCAAAGCAAUCUUGGAAGGAAAUAAAGUUGUUGUAUUUAACUGCGACAAAAUUAAUAUUGCUGGAAGUUUUUACAGGAAUAAAAUCAAGUAUUUGUCUUUCUUACGUAAGAGGUGUAAUGUAAACCCGGCUCGCGGUCCUUUCCAUCAUCGUGCACCUAGAUGUAUAUUCAGAAGAACCGUUAGAGGUAUGAUCCCUCAUAAGACAACUCGUGGAGCACAAGCUUUACGACGUAUGAAGGCAUAUGAAGAUAUUCCAGCUCGUUACACUUCUCAAAAGACCAUGGUAGUGCCCUUAGCAAUGCGUAUGUUGAGUCUGCAACGCGGACGUAAAUAUUGUGAUGUUGGCCGUUUGUCGCAUGAAGUCGGAUGGAAAUACCAACAUGUCGUUAAGGACUAUGAAGCAAGGCGUUUAGAGCGUGAAGCUAAGCGCGCUAAACGAUUGAAGAUCAGACAUAAAUUGACUCGUGAAGCGACCAAGAAGGUAAAGAAAGCAGUCGAGCCAUAUAACCAAGUCCUUAGGGAUUGUGGUUACUAUGUACCUGCAUUGGCUUAAAAUAUUUUUUUUUUUUAUGACAUUAAAGAGAAAUUUUAAAAAAAA
Adelges cooleyi (spruce gall adelgid) is the source of this 802-nucleotide messenger RNA. It is a transcript of the gene RpL13A, whose product is annotated as 60S ribosomal protein L13a. The transcript has 5 exons. NCBI's taxonomy places the organism in Eukaryota, Metazoa, Arthropoda, Insecta, Hemiptera, Adelgidae. Gene Ontology annotation, cellular component: cytosolic large ribosomal subunit; ribosome. The record is from RefSeq and is a predicted model, not a curated record. Bases 119 to 757 code for a protein of 212 amino acids. Gene Ontology annotation, biological process: translation; negative regulation of translation. Gene Ontology annotation, molecular function: structural constituent of ribosome; mRNA binding.